Messenger RNA from Ascoidea rubescens DSM 1968, 303 nucleotides. RefSeq lists its product as uncharacterized. Lineage: Eukaryota; Fungi; Ascomycota; Saccharomycetes; Ascoideales; Ascoideaceae. The record is from RefSeq and is a predicted model, not a curated record. Bases 1 to 303 code for a protein of 100 amino acids. The transcript has 2 exons. Gene Ontology annotation, molecular function: protein binding.
AUGACAUCAAUUGAUAAUACACAGGAUCUAGUAAAUAUAAAAGAUUUAAAUCUAUCAAAAAAUCAAAUUAAAAAUAUUGAAAAAUUAUCCAAAUUAAUUUAUUUCAAAACUUUAAACUUCUCUUUCAACCCUAUAACCAGCACUCAGGCUUUACUAAAUUGUAUUAAUUCCAAAAAUUUAAUAUUUUUAAACAUUUUGAACUUGCCAUACAGCCAUUUUACUAAAAUUAAACGUUUAUCAAGUUUAGCUGUUUUGAAACAUUUGAAUUUGAAGGAAAUCAGACUUGCAACAUUGAAAAUCUAA